Messenger RNA from Cornus florida, 927 nucleotides. RefSeq lists its product as uncharacterized. Bases 1 to 927 code for a protein of 308 amino acids. NCBI's taxonomy places the organism in Eukaryota, Viridiplantae, Streptophyta, Magnoliopsida, Cornales, Cornaceae. The transcript has 2 exons. The record is from RefSeq and is a predicted model, not a curated record.
AUGGGAUGUUUGACUAAUAUUGGGAACGCGAAAGCUGAUAAAAUUGCAAAAGCCAUAGCAGAAUCAUCUUCUAGUUGUCAACCAUCUCGAUUUACCGAAAUUCCUGAAGUGACAUCUCCUAGUAAAAAAGAAAAAGAAAUAGAUCCCCAGCUUGAAGAGAUAGUAGCUAUGGAUAUAAGGACAAUAUUAACCAUUUAUGAUGAUGAUGAUGAGGAGGAAAUUCUUGUAUUGAUCGCAGCCGUAUAUGAGUACUAUUAUAAACAUUUUGAUAAGCAACGUUGUAGGGAUUCCAUGUUACAAGGGGAAGAUUACAUAUUCGAGGUCUUAAAUGGACAUGAAGAUAAGUGUUAUGAAAAUUUUCGGAUGUACCCCAACACCUUUAGGGCAUUGUGUCGUGAGUUGAAAUUGUUAGGAUUGAAAGAUUCAACAUUUCUAACGGUAGAAGAACAAGUUGCAAUUUUCCUACUUACCGUGUCUCACAAUGAAAGGAAUCGUGUUGUUGCUGAAAGAUUCCAACACUCUACAUCCACAAUUUUAUAUCACUUUUAUACUGUAUUAAAGUUAAUUUGUGAGUUAGGGACAAAGAUUAUUGUUCCCCCGGAUUUGAAUGAAAUUCCUAAAGAGAUAAAGAACAAUCUAAAGUUUUACCCAUGCUUUAAGAAUUGUGUAGGAGCCAUAGAUGGUACUUAUAUCCAUGCUGUAGUGCCAGUUGACCAACAAAUACCCUUUCGUGGUAGAAAGGGUGAUACGACCCAAAAUGUCAUGGCCGUGUGUUCAUUUGAUAUGAAAUUCACAUACAUUAUAACAGGGUGGGAAGGGUCUGCUAAUGAUUCGAAGAUUUUAAAUGAGUGCAUUCAGAAUGAGGAUUUCAAUUUUCCAUCACCACCCGAAGGUAAAAAUAUUACCUUUCCAUAUUUGUGCAUUUAA